Messenger RNA from Siniperca chuatsi (mandarin fish), 2592 nucleotides. RefSeq names its product E3 ubiquitin-protein ligase RNF26-like. The record is from RefSeq and is a predicted model, not a curated record. Gene Ontology annotation, biological process: protein ubiquitination; ubiquitin-dependent protein catabolic process. Gene Ontology annotation, molecular function: ubiquitin protein ligase activity. Lineage: Eukaryota; Metazoa; Chordata; Actinopteri; Centrarchiformes; Sinipercidae. Bases 192 to 1493 code for a protein of 433 amino acids. The transcript has 3 exons.
AAUCUUUGAUACAGUAGGUGGCGGUAUACAUCUUUUACGUUGGUUUGCGAUCCGCCAAUAAACAGAACGAAGAAGAAGAACAUCAUAAUGAAAACAUACUAAAAAAGAAAAUCAUGACUAAUAGUUGUAGUUCUGUAUACACGUACCAGUGAUUAAAUCUGUCCGCGCCAUGUUGCUACGAAAUAACGUAAAUGGAACCAGAGGGCAUUGUAGAGUUUAGACCUAAUAUGGAUGAAGUGAAUUUUGUCUCUCUUGCUGUUGGGAGAUGUGUGGACGCCUGCUGCCUGCUGCUCGACCUGGCCGUCAGGGCGUUCAGCUGGCUUCUUCGCUUCCUGUCCGGUGUGGGUGCUUCCCUCCACGGCGCGCUGGUCGCCCUGAGCGGCUCCACUUUGAUUGAAUACUGGGACUUUGCUCUUUUCUCCUUCCUUACCGCCACUGAGGCCGUCUCCAGUGCCGCCUGUGGAGCCCUGCACGUUGUGGAGGGCUGGCUGCAGACGCUGGGAGGAGUGUUUGAGAGUUUCAAGAUGGUGGGACACCUCUCCUGUCACGUGGCGUGGCGCAUCAAGGACGUGCUGCACCGCGGGCUUAUUUCAGGGAGCUGCAUCCUGCGACAGACAUGCGAAGGCCUCUGCAUCGCACUCAGCCUCGUUCUCUACUUUGUCAACACGGUGGUCAACAUCAUCCUCAUCAGCACGCAGAACUGUCUGUCUGUGUUGGCGGGCAUCUGGGAGGUGGUGGCGGACCCCCUGCACAAAGUGGUGGAGCUGGCUCUGACCCUGCUGACCUUCCUGUACAGCUGUCUGGUCGGUGCAUCCGUGCUGCUGUGGACUCUCUGCCAGCUGCUGCUGGACUUCCUGGGAGCACUGGGCCGUGUCUUCAUCACUGUUUUCAUCGCUGACUCACACGGCCUGCUCAUCACUGCGGCCAUCAUCUCACUGGCUUUCCUGUUACUGAACCCCAGGCUUCCUGUCCUCGCCAGACGGCUGAGCCUCCGUUUGGUCAACGCUCUGCCGGGAGUUCGUGGCGUACGGAUGACACUGGAACAAGCUCUGGCCAAUCUGGAGGUCCACACCAGGACAGCGCAGGAAGUAAGUAGAAUGAGGCUUCCACACACAGACGCUUUAAUCACUGAGACCGACCUGCUGCCAGUGAAUGAACCGAGCCAUCCAGACUCUCUGCAGCUCCACACUCAGCAGGACGGCGAGCCAGCGAGCAGCAGCAGGACUAGUACGUCCCGGCCGAACUCCGCUCCGGAGGAUGGCGGCAGCCCUCCGACUGAUGGUGAGCUGCUCAGCCUGCUGAAGGAGCAGGAGGAGAGGAAGAAGUGUGUCAUCUGUCAGGACUUGAGCAAAACGGUGCUGCUGCUGCCCUGCCGUCACCUCUGCCUCUGCCGGCACUGCACCGACAUCCUGACCCAACGCCGACCCAUCCAGCAGCGCUGCUGUCCGCUCUGCCGGCAGCCCAUCACACAGACCAUGGACGUCUUCCUCUGACGGGCGAUGGACCAGCGCGGUGGUGACAUGACCAAAAGGCCACAACUACAAACUGCACAACAGAAAAAGGCUGUUAGCGCUAUAGUUGCUUUUUCUCUACUCAAAUAGUUUUAUUCACAAGUAGGCCUGAGUAAUACUUAACUUAAUACUUUUUGAGCUGAACUGUGUCUGUAAAAUCAAGUAUCGCAAAGUGCCAACUAUUGGUCAGAUUCUUGGUAUGUUUACUUAUUCUUUGUUCCACUAUUUUCUAAUCUAAGUCAGGAAACUUUUCUAACUUUAAUGAACAAUAUUUCUGCACCCUAGUGUUUAAUCUUAAAACUUGAAUAUAUGUGUGUAUAUAUAUAUAUAUAUAUAUAUAUAUAUAUAUAUAUAUAUAUAUAUAUAUAUAUAUAUAUAUAUCUGAUAUAAGUUUGCCAUCAACGCUGAAAUGCCAAAACAAGAGAGAAGCUCUUAAAUCUCUUGAUAUGUGAGAAGUGUGGAUGGUUAUUUCAUAACAACUGAACUCAGUGGCUGCUGAUUAUUAACACUGGAUUAAUAGACUUGAGGAUUUGGGCCAAAGACUGUACUUAUUACUGUAAUAUGUGUGCUCCUUUUUUAAUAUAUUAUGAACAUCUAUUUAAAAAAAACAUUUAAAAACUGAACAUCUGCUUGGGGUGUUUAAUUUGAGUUGAAUUUAUCAUUAUAAACUAUUUUGAUUCCUAAGAUAUCCCCUAAUUAGCAGAUGGUACCUUAACACACUGCUGCAGAUUAAAAAUUAUAAUUGAGUUUUCAUAUUUGUUGGUGCAAAAGCCUUAUAAAAGCUUUGGUUUGAAGCUUUAUUUCUUGAUUUUUGUUUUCAUUCCUACAAAUCCACAAAUGUCCUCCAGGUGAGUUUUAAAACUUAGAUCUCCAAACCAGUAUUUUGUCACAAUGCGAUCUCAUAGCGAGGCGAUAAAUGAUAAAUUUUAAAAAAUGGUCCAGUCCUACAAAUACGACUGCGCACUUCAUGUGAUGAAUGUGAACAUUUUUAUAAUUUACUCACGUUCUGUUACUGGAACUUGUGUCUUAGUAUUUAUUCAGUAAUGUUCAAUAAACAUGCUGUCAUGCUUUGAAUCCUUUA